Molecule: messenger RNA, 1284 nt
Organism: Cicer arietinum (chickpea)
Lineage: Eukaryota; Viridiplantae; Streptophyta; Magnoliopsida; Fabales; Fabaceae
Molecular function (GO): protein dimerization activity
Source: RefSeq, a predicted model, not a curated record
AUGAACAAUUUUGUGAAGAGUAUUGAUGCUUCUGCCUACAUGAAGACUGUGAUUAAGAUAUUUGAACAAUUGGACAAUUUUGUCGAGGAGAUUGGUGAGCAAAAUAUUGUGCAAUUGGUUACUGACAAUGGAAGUAAUUAUGUAUUGACUGGUAAACUAUUAACUACCAAGAGACCACACCUGUUUUGGAAUUCGUGUGCUGCACAUUGUCUAGACUUGAUGUUAGAAGAUAUUGGAAAGAUUGCUAAGGUUAAAACUGUUAUUCAAAGAGGGACUAGUAUUGUCGGCUUCAUUUAUAACCACACAUUGACGUUGAACACAACGGAGAAGAACACUGACAACGUUGAGUUGGUUAGACAUGUCACAAAAUUUGCUACCACAUUUCUUACUUUACAAAGAUUACAUAAACAAAAAGCCAACCUUAGAAAGAUGUUCACUUUAGAAGAAUGGUUGAAGUCCAAGACAACUAACGACCAUAAGGGAAAUAAUGCAACCCGUAUUGUACUUUUGACAUCAUUUUGGAAUGAUAUUAUCUACACUCUUAAGGUUAUGGGACCUCUUGUACAACUGUCAAGACUUGUUGAUAAUGAGAAAAACCCUGCAAUGGGUUACAUAUAUGCAACAAUGAUCAAGGCCAAGGAGGAUAUUCAAAAAGCUUUCAAUGAACAAGCAAGAAUGUAUAUAGAUGUAUUUGCAAUCAUUGAUGAAAUGUGGAAAUGUCAACUUCAUCAUCCAUUGCAUGCUGCAGGCUACUACCUAAAUCCGAAGUAUUUUUAUAGCAAAUCAAAAAUUGAGAAUGACCCCAUAUUGGUGGAAGGUCUUCAUUUAUGCAUCGAAACACUUAGUGAAAGUCAUCAAACGAGUUACAUGAAUAUAACAGAGUUGGCGGAAUAUAAGAUUGCUAAUGGUCUCUUUGGAUUGGGUGAAGCAAUAAGACAAAGGUGGUGGAAGACUUAUCGAGCACAAACUCCACUUUUGGAAGUAUUGGCCAUUAAAGUGUUGAGUUUGACAUGCAGUUCUUCAAGAUAUGAGCGUAAUUGGAGUACUUUUGAGCAUAUUCAUUCCAGGCAGAGAAGUAGACUUGAGCAUAAGAGGUUGGAAGACUUGGUUUUUGUUAAGUAUAAUCAGGCUCUGAAAGAGUGUUAUGAUUGUUGUGAUGUGAUUGAUCCAAUCGCCUUGAAUGAUGAUGAUGAUGAUGAUUAUAUCAAUGACUUUGAAGUGGGAGACUUGAGGGAAAAUGGUGAACCUAUUGAAGAAUUAGUUUAUGCCGGUGGUCUACAUUAG